AGAGUGGCAUCAGGUGAAGAAUUAGAAGAAAUAGUCAAGUGCCUUCAUUGUCGUGGAAUUCGUGAAAAGGAAUUAGUGAAAGUUCUACAGAGAUAUGUUGAUUGUCCAAAUUAUGUCAUCAAUACUGGCAAGAAAAAUGCAAUAAGUGAUGAACAGAAGGAAUUAGAAUCAGAACUAUCGAAAGAUAGUGAGAAGUUAUUCCUGGAAGUGGAACAUGAGUGUGAUCUGUCAGCACUAGAAACAAUGGAAGCUCUGGAAUCUAGGAUUUAUCAGGCCAGUCUACAAGUUAAGGGUUGGAAAUCAAUAGCCAAAGCAACAGAUGAUCCUAGCCUUGAACUCAUCAGCAGACGUAAGACUCCAGAAAACAAGAAUCAACGUCAUCCAUUGGAUAUUGCUAAAGAAAGACUAUUGUUACUCGAGUCUAAUAUUGAGAGAAGAUAUCUUAAACCACCUCUUAAAAUAGAACAUGAUGCCACACCUGGUUUGUUAACAUGGAGGAAUGUGGUUGCCAAGGUUGCGUCUCCAGCUCAACUUGUUUUAUGUGUCAAUCAACUCAGUUCUUCUAUAUCUUGGGAGAAGUCUAUCAUGAAAGUUAAAUGUGAAAUUUGUCGUAAAGAUGAUAAUGAAGCUCAGUUAUUACUAUGUGAUGGAUGUGAUAAGGGAUAUCAUACCUAUUGUUUUAAACCUAAAAUGGAUAUCAUACCUGAUGGUGAUUGGUAUUGUUAUGAAUGUAUUUCAAAGAAGUGGCAAUGUGCUGCCUGUUGUGAAAAGAAGACUAAAAAGGGAGGUAAACGAGGACCUAAGAAGAAGUCUCUAUCAUUGACGUCUGAUAAAAAAGACACAGAGAGUAAUAAUGCUGAGUCACCAACUCCUACACCACCACCUAGUGUUGAAAAGAAGAAAAAAGAACCACCUAGUGUCACAAGAGAUGCUGAUCUCAUCUUGUGCAAAACUAUUUUAUCUGAUAUGGAGAAACAUGAUGAAGGGUGGCCAUUUUUACAACCAGUCAACGGAAAACAAUUUCCAUCUUAUCGCAAAAUAAUCAAACAUCCUAUGGAUUUUAACACAAUGAAAACUAAACUCAGGGAUAAUUUAUAUAAGUCACGUAUAGAAUUUGCCGGUGAUGCACAUCUAGUGUUUGAUAAUUGUGUAACAUUUAAUGAAGAUGAGUCAGAAGUGGGAAAAGCUGGUCAUGAUAUGAGAGAAUAUUUCCAAAAACGCUAUACUGACUUGUUUCCAGACGACAGCUAG
Molecule: messenger RNA, 1251 nt
Organism: Lottia gigantea (owl limpet)
Lineage: Eukaryota; Metazoa; Mollusca; Gastropoda; Lottiidae
Exons: 8
Molecular function (GO): protein binding
Source: RefSeq, a predicted model, not a curated record